CCUCCUGUUGCGUCUACAUGCGGCAUGCCCUUGUCUGAAACCGCUUCCCAGCUCCACCCAACGCUAGCAUUCUCUCUGACCCCCGCCUUCCAGAACCGACCCUCCAACACCGACUUUCCCCCUUCUGCCGUCCCAGAAUCUGUUUUCGGCUGGCCUGCUGUCUUCUCCGCUGUACAAUCUGUUCUGGCCUCGGUGCCGAUUUUCAGCAGGAUUCCUCGUUUUGGAAGGUCUCGGCGCCCUGGACGCAAAGUUGCAGUUUCUUACGCUUCAAGCCCGUCUAUGUCUUUGACUCACGCGCCCGUCGACCAGUCUAACUCUGCUGUCAUAGCCAUGGGGUCUCAGCCAUCUACUGACAUCUCCAUGAUUCCAGUAACGUCAAACACCCAGCAAAGUGGUGAAAACGCUCCUUCUACCUUAGCGACACAUACCAUAUUCCCCGUGUCCAAGGGUAACACAGAGAAGUUGAUCCUCACUUCGCUUCCAGAUGAGCUUAUAGCCAUGUGUUAUUCAGACCUCAGUGCAGCUGACUUGGUGGCCCUGGAGCAUGUGUCUCGUCGUCUGCGCCAGCUCAUCGCCUACGACUCUGUCUGCUGGAAGCGUUGUACAGAGACCCGCUGGGGUCAUUUAUCUGCUAACUCCGCUAUCUUACCGUCGGCCGCUAGGCAUGCUGGUACCUGGAAGAGGCUGUAUUCUGAGAAGGCUAAAACUGAUGCAGACCACACUCCGUGGUUGACUCUGUGCGGCAGCGAGACGUUGGCUGUUCUUGACAUCAUCAAGGGUGCGACCACGCAAGUCCCGAUGCCAGUAUACUGGCCUAUGAGCACGGAUAUGGACAUCGCCGUGCCGAGUUCUCCGCCAAAGGACAGUGUGGUACCGAUGUCGACUUCGUCUCCAGUCAGCGUGAUGCCCAGCAACCCUGCCGUUUCUUGCCUUAGCGUAGUGCUUCUGAUCGACGCUAGUUCGAGCGUGACCGAUGACGAUUUCGAGACGAUGAAGUCAUUCUCGCUCGCGCUCGUUGAGGACCUUCGAGUUUCGCAUCCUGAGGCGUGUGUGUCCGUAGUGCAGUUCAACCAGCACCCCAAGGUUGAAGUCGCGCUAACAAACGUUUGCAAGUCCCGACUGUCCAGCUCGAUUGAGAACAUGGAGCAGAUGAUGGGCAGCACCGAUAUCGCGGCUCCGAUCCGUAGGGCUCGAAAGAUACUUUCUGAGGAUGAUGUGCGUCCCGGAGACCGAGCAAUUGUCCUUCUUACGGACGGGCAAACGCACGCUGAUGAGCUACAGGAAUCCGAGCGAGAAUCCAGAAAGGCCUUCGAGGAGGUGGGGGCACGGAUGUACACGUUGGGAGUGGGACGAGAUAUCGAUGAGGUGGGGCUGGGCAGAGUGGCGGCAGGCUCAGAGGGCGGCGUAUAUGUGACGCUUCGACGUCUUGUAUCAUCCAAGUAAUGCGUUUAGUAAUGGCUACUCUCCCGUGACGGGAAUCGAAAAAAGGGCCUCGUCGAGGGCACCUCAUUUCCCUACUCCUUCAAUUUCUAGUGUUUGAUAAUGCUGUUGAUGUAUCUUGGUGUUACCGCCAUUCUUAGAACAAAUAAAAGUAGACGCAGGUCUAUCCUUCGUG
This is a messenger RNA of Chondrus crispus (carragheen), 1615 nucleotides long. RefSeq lists its product as hypothetical. The record is from RefSeq and is a predicted model, not a curated record. The transcript is spliced from 4 exons. Bases 25 to 1443 code for a protein of 472 amino acids. Gene Ontology annotation, molecular function: protein binding. NCBI's taxonomy places the organism in Eukaryota, Rhodophyta, Florideophyceae, Gigartinales, Gigartinaceae.